CCCCGUGAUAUGCGAUACUACGAAUAUGAAUUUGACGCAGUUGUUUUCCCUGCAUGCUUGAGCUCGGCUUGGUCGAAGCGGACAACCCUUGUUUCCCAGGAUUCUUUCCACCCGCAGUACACUAGUAGUAGAUAGUCGACAACCACGACGGCGCGGAGAGUGAAUAGCACUAGUCUGGCUCACCAGCCUAGCUCACGGCCCAGCACCGCGCCAAGCUUAGUCUCGCAGUGUAAGUCAGCUCAGCUGUGUGUAUCAUACCUAUCUGUAUAGGAUCGCGCUAAGCUCCCACAGUCCAAAGAUGUCGGGGUCGCAAGAAGAAGUAAAGGAAAUCGCGGAGGAGGCGAUAGCUCCAGCAGCGCCCGCCGGAGCAAAAAGGGAUUUCGCCUUUUGGCUCGUCAUGCUGUCGGGCUGCUUGAUCGAUUUCUCAACAGCGCUGGACGCCACAAUCAUCACGACAGCCUUGCCCAAGAUCACAACUAACUUGGGAGGUGAGCGGCAGUAUGUGUGGCUAGCAAACACCUAUGUAUUUGCGUCUACGGCCGUGAUGCCAUUCGUGGGCCAGAUAUCGAAUAUAUUUGGCCGCCGUGUGCCCAUGCUCACAUCCGUCAUCCUCUUCUCCAUUGGCAACGCUGUGGCCGGGGCAUCUGUUAGCCCUGCUCAGCUGAUAGGGGCAAGGGUUAUCACUGGCCUCGGAGGAGGGGGUAUCUUUGUCCUCAAUGACCUCAUCGUCAGUGACCUUGUUCCUGUUCGAGAGCGAGGACAGUUCCUGGGUAUUCGAAUAGCCAUAGCUACAAUUGCGACUGUCAUCGGACCAGUCAUAGGCGGUAUUCUUGCUCAGGCGUCGUGGCGCUGGGUAUUCUUCAUCAACCUACCGUUCUCUGUGUCGACGCUGGCUCUUAUGAUAUUCUUUCUCCGACUCAAGCACAAAAGAGAACCGACAUGGGCCAGAGCCCUAGCGCGUGUCGACUUUCUUGGCAACACCAUCUUCAUCGGCUCGAUUGUGGGGGUUCUUUUCGGACUCAUCCAAGGCGGCACAGUGUAUCCCUGGUCAUCGUGGCACAUCAUCGUCCCGCUCGUGGUGGGAUUCGUGGGCUGGGUCGUCUUCCACGUGCAUCAGGCUUCGCCCAUCUGCAAGGAACCUAGCAUGCCACCCCUGAUAUUUGCCAAUCGGACUUCGGUUGCGUGUCUCGCUCUGACCUUCGUGGCUUGCGGGCUACUGGAGUGGGUUGUGUAUUUCUUACCUAUCUACUACCAGUCGCUCAAGGACGCUACGCCAUUAACCUCCGGGGUUGACGUACUCCCGUUCAGCAUCAUAUAUGUACCAUUGGCCGUGAUAACCGGUGGUCUGCUCACCAAGUUUGGCAAGUACAAACCUAUUCACUGGGUUGGCUUUGGAUCGACGUCGAUAGCCUGUGGGCUUUUGAGUAUUCUCGGUCCCGAAUCUCCCACUGUGGAAUGGGUCUUUUUUCAGAUCAUUCUAUCAAUCGGGGCAGGGUGUACUCUCAUUAGUAUACUGCCCGUGAUUCAAGCGUCGCUUCCAGAAUCAUACGCCGCUACGGCAACAGGCACAUUCAAUUUCGUGCGACAGUUCGGGUUCAUAUGGGGCAUCACGCUGCCAUCUAUCAUAUUCAACGCCCGGGUAGAUCAUUUUCUGCCCUCCAUUGCAGACGAGACAGUGCGCAACCUCCUCGCCAACGGGGGCGCAUACGGUUAUGCCGGCUCUGGGGCUAUCAAAGACCUCCCGAUCGAUGUAAAGCGUCAGGUCUAUCAUUUGUACGAAUCGGCGCUUUCGACAUUGUGGCAGGCCGCCGCUGGGAUCGCCGCCCUUGCAUUUUUCGUAGUGUUCUUGGAAAAGAGCUUGGAAUUGAGAAUGGGACUAGACACGGAGUUUGGCAUGAAAGAGACAAAUAGCCAGGACCUCCCAGUUAAAGAAAGUGAGGUAGUUGCUUGAUCACAUCAGAAUGUAAUAAUGGAUAGCAUCAUUGGACUCAAGUCGAUAGGUUUCGUGGGAGGUUUAGUAUUCGGAGAAAAUGGCAUGUAAUACUAGAUAAGCAAAUCGCAAGGGUCCCGGGCCACCACGUCACGGGCCACCCCACCACCCACCCAACACCACUUAAUUGAAGCCAUAUUUUUUAACGAAAACGAUCGCGGUCGUUGUUUUUAGGCGGUUAUAGCCGUAAUACAAUCUUCAGGCUCCAAAAUAUCCUUUUAAAUAA
Molecule: messenger RNA, 2216 nt
Organism: Xylaria bambusicola
Lineage: Eukaryota; Fungi; Ascomycota; Sordariomycetes; Xylariales; Xylariaceae
Product: putative transporter
Exons: 1
Coding region: 299-1951 (550 amino acids)
Biological process (GO): transmembrane transport
Molecular function (GO): transmembrane transporter activity
Source: RefSeq, a predicted model, not a curated record